AUGAGGAUGCGACGAUCCUACCUGCACAGGGAAGUGCAAAGCUUAGUUGAGCUUGCAGGUUCAGCAUUUGGCGAGCGCAAAGUCCCGCCAAAAUGGGCGACACCGACGGUUUGGCCGAAUGUUCAUACUCCACCUGUCACCGGUGACUGGCUGGUUCGUCAAACUCCCAUGCUUAGCGCCCCUAUCAGCCACUCAGGGGUGCUGUGGAUGUGGAGCCCGACCGGUGCGGCGCGGCGAGCGAGCGGUGUCGUGGUUGUUGUCCAUCGACAGUAG
Messenger RNA from Penicillium lagena, 273 nucleotides. RefSeq lists its product as uncharacterized. Lineage: Eukaryota; Fungi; Ascomycota; Eurotiomycetes; Eurotiales; Aspergillaceae. The transcript has a single exon. The coding region runs from base 1 to 273 and encodes 90 amino acids. The record is from RefSeq and is a predicted model, not a curated record.